Messenger RNA from Drosophila virilis, 2947 nucleotides. It is a transcript of the gene Ccdc85, whose product is annotated as coiled-coil domain-containing protein 85. NCBI's taxonomy places the organism in Eukaryota, Metazoa, Arthropoda, Insecta, Diptera, Drosophilidae. The record is from RefSeq and is a predicted model, not a curated record.
AUGUUUAAUUUGUUGUUGGAAUUUGAGCGGGUCGGUCGCGUCGGCUUGUCACGGACAAAAAUGUUGACGCUUGUAAAUUAUUGCAAAGAUAAUACACACGCAUCAAGCACUCGCCCCUUUAACUAGUUUUAUGUACACAUAGCAAGUUGGUUGUGCAAAAAGAAAAAAGGUACCAGAUCGCUGAUUUGUUUUGCGUCUGCGUCUCUGUCUCACAUAAAGGGCAGGCAGAAAAAUUCAAGCCAAUAAAAGAUACAUACUAAAAGCCGAAGUGCGCGAAAUUGUGCCUGCUUGUUUUUACGUGUGUAUAUGUGUGUGUGUGUUUAUAUUGUGUUGCAAUAAACAAAGGAUACUUGAAUGUUAUUGCUUUAAGAAUUGUGUGAGCAUUUUCGUUAUUCAAACAAUUUAUCGCGGAUCGCGCCAUAUUUGCAUCGGAAUGCGGCAGCAACAGGAACACGCAUGCGUUUUCAAAUAUUUGUUACUGAUGUCGCGACCGUGGAACAGUGUAAUUUAACACACUGCGAAGUUGUCUAAUCUCACUUGCUUCUUCUUGUGUAUGUGGCCAACGGAUCGCCGCCAACCGCACGCUGCAGUAGUAUCUAAGUUCCACGCCAAAAAGCUUCGCCCUGAACUGUGUAAAUAGCAAAGAGAAAUAAGAAAGAGAGGCAUAGAGCGACUGUCAAGCCACCAACAUACAUACAUACAUACAUAUGUACGUGGCAAUUGCGCAACAUGGCGUCGAGGGCUUAGACACUCAAAAUAAAUAAACAAACAAACACAAACAAGUGAAAAAGGAACCAACAUAAAAAUGUCUGGCAAUCAACAGCAGCAGCAACAACAACAACAACAGCAGCAACUACAACAGAAACCACAACAGCAACAUACAUUAGUAGCAACAGGAUCGUCGAGCACUUUAGGCAAUAAUUUGAUAAAAAUUAAUAGCGUUGACAAAAUUGUACACAAAACGACAGCCACAACAACGACAACAACAACAACGGCAGCAGCAACAGCAACAACAGCGGCAACGACAACAACGCCGCAUGCAAUUAGCAAGCAACAACAAUUACAGCAAUUUCAGCAAAGACGCUCAUUGCUGCCAGCAGCAGCAGCAGCGCAGCAAAGCGUAACAGUAACGCCAGCAGCAGCAGCAGGGCAAUCGCAUCAGCUGCAAACUGUGGCAACAAUACACCAGCAACACUCAACCCUGCAGCAGCAGCAACAUACGCACGCAACAGCAUCGCGUCUGCCCAUACAACAACAGCAGCAGCAACAACAGCAGCAGCAACAACAGCAGCAGCAACAGAUUGCUAGCAAUUCCAAGGAGCUGGCAGCCCAUUCACAGUUGCCAUCCACGCGCCGCAGCUUCUACCAGCUGCAACAGCAGGCAACGCUCAAGGCUGCACAUCUAAAGGCGCCCGCCCACUCUAUACCCCCUCGCUACCAGCCACCCCCACAGCCGGGGUCAGGUGGCAGCAUACUAAAACCGCAUUUGGCACUUAAAUAUCCGCCAGAUAUACCACAGCUAUCCAGUAUAUAUAUACCUGAUUCGGUUAAGCAACACCAACAACAACGGCAGCAGCAACAGCAGCAGGCACGCUAUCUGCACCAGCAGCAACAACAACAGUCCAGCAAGGCGCAACAGGAUAUGCUGAAGUUUGUGCGUAAGCAAGAACAGGAACAUCCGUCGCCCAGUGCUUCGGUCACGUCCAGCGUGGCGACGGGCAUACCAACAUCCAAUGGUGGACGAUUAACAAUCGAACAAAAUCGACAAUUACAGUCCCUGGUAAAUGAGCUCCGCGCGCUGAAAGAGCAAAAUCAGCGUCUGCUGGAUGACAAUCAGGAACUACGCGAUUUGUGUUGUUUUCUGGACGAUGAUCGCCAAAAGGGUCGCAAGCUGGCACGAGAAUGGCAGCGCUUUGGGCGAUAUACGGCCAGUGUAAUGCGUCAAGAGGUGGCAGCUUAUCAGAACAAAUUGCGGCAGCUGGAUGACAAGCAACAGGAGUUAAUCACCGACAAUCUGGAACUGAAGGAGCUAUGCUUGUAUUUAGAUGAAGAGCGUGCCCAUGUGGCCGCCAAUGCACUCUGUGCUGGCUGCGGUGCGGCCACGCGCAACGCGCUGCGCGAUGAUGGAGACGGCUCCAGUUCAAGCACCAACGCGGACGAGACAAUCACAGCGCUGCGCAACUAUGCGGAACAAAGGCAAUUGCCGGAUUUGCGCAACGCCCACACGCUCAACGAUCAGACGCUGCAAUACGUGCGCUCGCUGGAGCGACGCAUACAGCAGUUAGAAGAGGAACGCACUGCGCCCACGGCUAAUCUGCAACAGCCGCAGGCUCAACCAGCAGCACCAGCCAAAUCAGCGCCCUCACCACAUACACACACUCAGCAGGACAUAAGUCAGGCAGUUGCCGCGGCUGCGGCGGCCGCUGCCGCUUUGCCCGAGCCAAUUUCUGGCCGACCAGAAGCUGUUGUUCGAGCCCUACAAGUCCUGGAGGUGAGGGAGCAACUGGAACGCGAUCGCCUGGGCAAUCUGACGGGCUGUGCGCUCGACCAGAUGGACGAUGGCGAGAAGGCGCUGGUGCGCGAGAUGUGCAACGUGGUCUGGCGUAAGCUGGAAGGGAGUCCCCACGGUCCCACUGCCCUAGAGCCGUUAUAGGCAUUUACAUUUUUAGACAACACAUACAAAAAAAAACUUGGCUAACAAACUUACUAAACGCAUUGUACAAAGUUCAAACUAUGACUUAGGAUUAAGCGCUUUAUUUAAAAAAGAAAUACUCAAAAUAACUAUUUUUUAUAAUCCUUGACUGUUAUAUUUUUUAUUCGAUGAAUGCACUGCUCUUGUUAUAUAUCAAGCCUAUUUUAAUAUUAACCGAGUGCGCAUCCAGUAGCUCUCUUAACUACUGUAUGAGAUGUCCUUGAAAUAGAAGACAACAAACAUUUCCAUAAUAAA